Molecule: messenger RNA, 2570 nt
Organism: Xenia sp. Carnegie-2017
Lineage: Eukaryota; Metazoa; Cnidaria; Anthozoa; Malacalcyonacea; Xeniidae
Biological process (GO): proteolysis
Molecular function (GO): cysteine-type peptidase activity; zinc ion binding
Source: RefSeq, a predicted model, not a curated record
AUGUUGAUUCGUUAUGGCGGACAAUUGUGUCUCAUGGACACCACAUACAAAACAACAAAGUACGCAAUACCGCUUUUCUUUGUGUGCGUUCAUUCAAACGUUGGCUACAAAGUUGUGGCUGAAUUUAUGUGCCAGACAGAGACCGAAGAAGCCAUAGAAGAGGCUCUGGCUAUUAUAAAAGGAUGGAAUCCAGUAUGGAACCCAAAAUAUUUUAUGGUGGAUUACUCAUUAGCAGAAAUAGGCGCGAUAGAAAAAAGUUUUCCCGAUGUACAGGUUUAUGUUUGCGACUUUCACAGGUUGCAAGCGCUAAAACGGUGGGCUUCAGCAAGCAAGAAUGGAUUGUCAUAUGAACAGCAACAACACUUCCUUCUGCAAAUGAAGAUUGCUAAUGUCAGUACCAAACAGGAGUACGACAAGGCAGUAAAAGAUUUUCGAGAGUCCAAAGUGUAUAAAGAAUGCAGCAAGAUGAGAGAAUAUGUUGACCGUACGUGGUUUUCUUGCGCUGUCAGAUGGGCACACGCUUUUCGAAAACAGCAAGUCACCAACAUUGUUAAUACUAACAAUGGCGUUGAGGCUCAAAACAGAGUCUUUAAAUACGAAUACUUACCCCAAAGUAUUGACAAAUCUGUGUAUGGUAUUGCGGUGAUGUUGGUUGAAUCUUUCAUUCCCGAUGUUCUUCAGCACUAUUUGGAUGCAAACCUGCGACUGAGCAGCGCCUACUGCAAGUACAACCCAUCAAUCCCAGAAUACUUGCACAACAGACCUCCACACUUUUUGAAAUGUUGCCUUAAAAAUCGAUACGCUUCAGCCAUUUUCAAACAGGACGACAUAAAUCCGGUUAAUUUAAAGAAGGGCACGUUCAAUGUCAAGAGCGAGAGCAAUGUUGGAAAGAAAUAUUUUACAGACUUCCGAGAACCAAGUUGUACCUGCAACAUAUGGCACACUACCCAUUUCCCUUGCAAACAUUUUUUCGCAGUUUUUUCUUUCUAUGACGAGUGGGAUUUCGAAAGUCUUCCAGAACACUACCGAAAUAGCGUUUUCUUCACUCUCGACAAUGAACCUCUUGGAUUGCCACAAGAUACUACGCCAGAAGAACUUGAGGAAGCCAAUGCGUCAUCAUGGAGCACCAUCAAAAGAGACGUUGUUUUGCAAGAAUCGUUGUCUUCUGAUAACAAAAAAUAUAUCCACGACAUACCCCACGAAGAAACAGUUAAGUUUGAAACUACUUCAAACAAAAGUUCCAAAAGGCUCAGAAAGAUCUUGCAAGAACAACUGGGCCAAAUACACAGUAUGACCUUCCUGAUCGACAACGAGACCACUCUACAAGAAGCAGUGCAAAAAGCUGAAAGCUUGAAACAGUUUUUUGAACAAAACUUUCCCACAGAAAAUGGUUUGCCUCUUCGAUUGAGUCCUGUGAAAAAAAAAUUAAAGGUUACCGAGACAAAAUACCAUCAAAUCUUUCAUAAGGCCCUACCUCCCAGACGACGCAAGACAAAAAAAUCUACACCAUUUACAAUAGAUCUUACUAAUGUGGGCGAUGAAAUGGCACAAGUGUCCACUAAUGUGCAAAACCAGGAGAAUGAAAAAAGAAAUUCAAGCAGUGUUGACGUCUCAGCUGAGCACAAGGCAAAUCCACUGGAUCCCUUACUGAAUGCCUCUCUAAAUGGAAUUAAGUUAGGUGAUCAAAUGCUAGAAUUUGGACCAAACAAAGUGACUCUUCAGGAUUUAUGGACCCUCAUUCCACCAAAUGAGAUGACUAAAUAUGCUGCCACACUAAUUGAAAAUAAAACUGUGGCACCUGGAUGGCUUAGUGAUACAGUUAUCAACGCUUUCUUAUGGAAACUUUCAUGUGAAUAUCCUGGUGUCCUACCAGCAGAAUCAUAUGUAUGUCAGUUGGUGCAACGAGGAUCUAGUACACGUCGACUGUGGGCAGAUCAAAAUUUCAUGGCAAUUGACACAAUAAUAUUUCCUCUCAAUAUGUCUGGGAGCCAUUGGACACUUUUGGUAAUCGACAAACAAAAAGAGAUGGUAUACUACCUUGAUCCUAUGGAAGGUCAUGUAGAAGAAGUUAUCAGUGAAGCAACAAGAGUUGAACUUUCACAGUUUAUCAAAAGCAUUUGUGCCCUUGUUGAUCUAAAAAGUGGGUGGAACACAUCAACUUGGUCUAUUAUUCAGCCUUCACACUAUGUGCAAGAGGAUGGGUUUAACUGUGGAAUAAUUAUUUGCCUGUUUGCUGAAUAUCUGAGUCAAAAUCUUGACAUAAAUUCAAAGUUUGACAUGAGAAAAGUGAGGCAGCACGUGACUUCAAUGAUUAUGGGUUCUUGCUAUGAUGACAUUUAUGAGAGAAAUAGUUUGGUAUGCAAGAUUUGCAAGAUAGAUGAUGGUGAAGACUGGUUGGGAUGUGAUUCAUGUGGGCAGUACUUUCAUGCAAGUUGUUUGAAUGUUGACUUUGGACAAACUCUGACAGAGUACUUUGCUUGCCCAUAAUCAGACAUGACAAUCGUAUAAUAAUACAAAACAUAAAUUGUAAGAUUUAAAAGUGCCGAAUAAAAAAGACUUACCGAUUAGAA